GGUUAUAACUAGUGUAUUUAUAUUAUUAGUGUUAAUUAGUUGAUAAUUUACAUUACUAUUUAUUAAUGCUGAGGUUAAUAUGCGGUAUUCGUUUCCAAAUAAUAAAUUUUCAUGACAAACGUUCCAUACACAAAAUGAUUCUAAACAUGGAACACAUGUACCUCAGGCAAGAAGAAAAUUCUGAAAAUGUACAAAUAUCCUUUAGAUACACCAACGACAAAUUUGGUGUCGAUAGAGAAUUCAAUUUUAGUCGAAAUGUAUCCGAAAAUAUCACAGUAUGUACAGCUAGAAUGAACGCAAAUUUAGAAAAAGCCUUUUGUAAAAGACUUAAAAAGAAAAAGAAAUCUGUGGAACCAGAAGUUACACUACCUGAAAUAGAUGUAAAAUUCUACAAAAACGAGGAAGUUCUAGGUCCUGAUGAUACUUGCAAAGAUGUAAUUCAUAAUCAUCAAUGUAUAACAGCACAUGUAAUCGAUAGAACGUACAAAAUCAUAUACAAUCCUCCAUGGAUCACAACGUUACAACUACCUACAUCGAUACUUGCAGACUUUCCUGUGUACCCUAAUAAACUGGAACUACAAUUUCUAACUAUGGAUAAAUGCAAGUUUUUGUGGUACAAAGGUAUAUAUGACCCGGACAAACAUAAACCAGAGAAUGUAAAUUGGAUUAGUAUAGGCGAAGGCUUUAUUAUAAAUACAACGAACGAUGAAAUUGGUCAUAAAUUGAAAGUUGUUUGUGAAACCACUGACGAAGGACCUAAAGCUGAAUGCAUUACUGCAAAUAAUGUUGAAGCUGGUCCUGGAUUGUGUCCGUUUGAUACUAGACAUCUUUAUACGAAAGAGAAAUUGUCCGGUGAUAGUUUUCGUGUAUGUUCUUAUAACAUACUAGCUGACCUGUAUGCUGAUAGUGAUUUUACUAGAACUGUUUUGCAUCCUUAUUGUCCGCCCUAUGCGCUACAAAUUGAUUACAGAAAACAAUUGUUUUUAAAAGAAUUAUUAGGUUACAAUUUUGAUAUAGCUUGUCUGCAAGAAGUAGAUUGCAAAAUUUUUGAUUCAGAUUUAACACCGAUUUUAAACACCAUUGGAUUCGAGGGUGUGUUUAAAAAAAAAGGUGCAAGUGUUGCAGAAGGUUUAACAAUAUGUUAUAAUAAAAAUCGGUUUAGUAAAAUAAAUAAGUUUGGUAUUAUUCUUGGGGAAGAAAUAAAUAAACAGGAUAUUUUUAAAGAUUUGUGGUGUAAAAUUGAAAAUAAUGCUCCUUUAGUUGAGAGGAUUUUGCAAAGGACAACAGCAGCUCAGGCAGUUUUAUUCGACUAUUUAGAUAAAAAAGACCACAUGCUCUUAGUAGCAAAUAUACAUUUAUAUUUUCAUCCGGAUGCAGAUCACAUUAGGUUACUACAAUUUGCUUUUGCUUUGAAAUGGGUUCAUAAUAUUCUUUGCGAAUCAAAACAACAGUUUGCAGAUAAAAAAAUUUCCUUAAUAUUUUGUGGCGAUUUUAAUAGCACCCCCGAAUGUGGCAUUUAUAAAUUAAUGACUCAACAAAGUGUACCUGAGGACGUACCAGAUUGGAGUUCAAACGUAGAAGAAGCCGUCAAAGGUGUAUCUUUAUCCCAAAAUAUAAAAAUGGGGAGUGCCUGUGGCACUCCUCAAUACACAAACUAUACCGUCGGUUUUGCUGAUUGUCUCGAUUACAUAUUUUAUCAAGACGAUUCUUUUGAUGUACAACAGGUGGUUCCCUUUCCAAGUUUAGAAGAACUUCAAGCAAAUACUGCUUUGCCCAGUAUAGUUUUUCCAUCAGAUCACAUUUCUUUAGCUGCAGAUCUUAGAUGGAAAUGA
Molecule: messenger RNA, 1832 nt
Organism: Ctenocephalides felis (cat flea)
Lineage: Eukaryota; Metazoa; Arthropoda; Insecta; Siphonaptera; Pulicidae
Product: 2',5'-phosphodiesterase 12-like
Exons: 8
Coding region: 66-1832 (588 amino acids)
Biological process (GO): nuclear-transcribed mRNA catabolic process, deadenylation-dependent decay
Cellular component (GO): mitochondrion
Molecular function (GO): 3'-5'-RNA exonuclease activity
Source: RefSeq, a predicted model, not a curated record